Molecule: messenger RNA, 8430 nt
Organism: Pygocentrus nattereri (red-bellied piranha)
Lineage: Eukaryota; Metazoa; Chordata; Actinopteri; Characiformes; Serrasalmidae
Gene: als2b
Product: alsin Rho guanine nucleotide exchange factor ALS2 b
Exons: 36
Coding region: 269-5380 (1703 amino acids)
Molecular function (GO): guanyl-nucleotide exchange factor activity
Source: RefSeq, a predicted model, not a curated record
CCUCUCUGGGUUUCCACAGAAAGCGAAGCCGUAACUAACCCUCCGUGUUUGUCCCUUGUCUCACACGGUUGAAGAAAGACUCCCAACAACAGCCCCGUUUCGCACCGCCGAAUUCACAAACUUCGCCCGGCGGCGAGUCUCCAGCGUCCCGGGCGGCACGUUUCGCCUCAUUUCUGCCGGUAUCGGUUCGCAGUCUGACGGGCUGGCCAUCUAAUUACAGUCAUCUACCAUGCUGGUUCAACUUCUGUGAUAUGGGGGAGGCUUAGAGAUGGAUAAGCUGAAGAGCUCGGGUGAGGAGGAGAGCUCCGGGGAGCGAGGAGUGCUCCACACAUGGAGGGGCUACUCCUGCAGCGUCACUCCUGACAAAGUGCUCCUUUCCCGCCCAGUGCUUCAAGCUGCCCUAGGGGCCAAACAUGGGGUUUUGCUGGUGGAGGGUGGACAGGUGUAUAGUUUUGGAGAAUUGCCAUGGAAACAGAACCAAGCUUUAUCAGGAACCACAGAGCCUAUUCUAGAGGCAGGGCUCAGUGAGCAGCACGUUGUUUCCGUGGCUGCAGGUGCCUGUCACAGCGGGGCAGUAACGGAGGACGGUGCAGUGCACAUGUGGGGGGACAACACCUAUGGCCAGUGUGGCCUAUCAGGUCUCUCUGUUGUCCCUAACCCCACCCCUGUGGGUGUGGUGGACUGUGAAGCCACGCCUCCUCAGCCAGUGAGGAUCUUGGAGGUAGCAUGUGGAGAGCAGCACACACUGGCCCUCUCAACCCGGCAUGAGGUAUGGUCCUGGGGCAGUGGCUGCCAGCUGGGCCUGCUGACCACUACCUUCCCUGUGUGGAAGCCCCAGAAAGUGGAGCACCUGGCUGGGAGGCAUGUGCUGCAGGUUGUUUGUGGAUCCUCGCACAGCCUGGCUCUUGUGCGCUGCUUGCCCCCUCCUCAUGAAGCACGCAGACCCCCUUUGGAUAAGUGUGGCCAGUGCAACCAGUCACUCUACACCAUGACCGACAAGGAGGACCACGUCAUCAUCUCGGACAGCCACUACUGCCCCCUAGGGGUGGAGCUUGAGGAGGGUGACAGUAAAUCAGGUUCAGAAGGCAGCUUAUGCCAUGGCAAAGUCAGGAGUUCCCCAUCUGAGCCAAUUCUCUCUGCCCAAACCCCUAAGUCACCAACUGCCUCAUGUUCCAGUGGUGCUCCAGUUUCGGCACCUGCGUCUGUCUCAGAGCUUCAGGACCAGGCACCUCUCACUGAAAAAGAGUGUGUUCAGUCAGCCCCUAAGGGCCAAGAGGAGUCCCAAGCUGCAGUAGUUGAUGGAGAGGUGCCUGAGGUAGCUGCAGAGUCACAUGGGGAUGAGACGGAUGGCACAAAGGCUUCAGGAGGGUUGAUGGCAACAGGGGUAAAAUCCUCCCCGUACCCAGAUGAGCAGGCACUCAAAGACUACCUGAAGAGGCUUUCAGAUCAGUCUCUUGCUGAGCAUGCAUCCAAGAACCCUACUACAGUGCAGUGUGCUCAGCCUCUUACAGAGCCUGCUGACGUUUUCAUCUCUGACCCUGCAACCCCUGUUGCCCAGUCAGUAACCCCUAUGGGCUCAGCCCUGAAUCACCUGGUGAUUUCUUGUGCAUCGGCUGUAGGGGAGAGAGUAGCGUCCACUUAUGAGGCUCUGUCUCUGAGGAAGGUCAUCAGCUACUGGGGUCCAGGAGAGGGCCGCGAGCGUCCGGAGGAGAGGGUGCGCCAGGAGGAGCACCGUCAGGGCAAGAAGAGCUCAAGCUUGGGCGACAUCCGUGAGGAGGAGGCCGAGGGGCUCAACCGCCGCCUCUCGCUCCCCGGCCUGCUCUCACAGGGUACAUGCGCUCUACAUAUCUUAUGCCACCACAUGCUGUCCCCACGUCUUUUGCGGAGGGUGAGUCGUCCACCUGUCCGGGCAGUGGCCCUCACCCCGGUGGGGGUAGCCGAAUCAGACGCUCACCUACCCUCUCUGCAGACGGAGGUGUGGAGCUGGGGGAGGGGUCAAGAGGGGCAGCUGGGACACGGAGAUCUGCUACCCAGACUGCAGCCUCUCUGUAUUAAAGGUCUGAGUGGCAAAGAGGUGAUUAGAUUGGCAGCAGGUGCUCUCCACUCUCUCGUGCUGACUGCACAAUCACAGGUGUAUUCCUGGGGCAGUAACAGCUUUGGUCAGCUGGGACACAUGGAAUCCCCCAGUACCAUCCCCCGCCUAGCCAAGUUGUCAGAAGGCAUCCGUGUAUGGGAUGUGGGGGCGGGGCAGAACCACACUGUUCUAUUGGCUGACGGAGACUGUUUCCAGCCAAUCCUGUAUUACAGCGGUCAGCAGGUGAAAGAGGGGUCGUUGGAGACGUCCCAGGAGCAGACGGGGGGGUGCACGCAGCAGCCUGUCCUGCUGCCGUUCUGCAUGAACCUGGGUUAUGUGAGCAGUGUUUGUGCGGGUGGGCAGAGCUGUGCGGCACUGGCUGACCGUAACGUAAUGGGCUUCAUAGCCAGCCUACAUGAGCUGGCAGCAGCUGAGAGAAAAUACUACUGCAAACUGACCAGCAUAAAGAGCAUCCUGCUGCAGCCUCUACUAAAACUGGAUUCCUUAAGCUCCAACCUUGGACCAGCAUGUACUGGACUUCUACAAAAUUUGGUUGGUCGAUUUGGCCGUCUGUCUCAGUUGACAGGUCAGAACUCCGCCUCUUUGACCUCCUUCCUGAGGCGCUCACGUGAUGUCAGGGGUCUUGUUGUCCUUGACAACGCACACCUGUUCCUGGACACAUAUUCUGAGUACUGCACUGCAAUAGGUAACCUGCUAGUCAUGGGGGGCUUUCAGGCUCUUGUCAAACCUUGCCAGGAUGUGUUUGGGAAGGGAGCAGAGGCCGUGCAGAAGCUGUCUGAGUGUUGUGAAGAUGGAGCGACGCUGGCUGACGUUUUGAUUAAUCUCUUUUACCUCCCUGUCCGCCAUCUCCAUGAAUAUGGCCGCCUGCUGCUUAAGCUAGCAACAUGCUAUGAGGUGAAUUCCAUGGACUACCAGAAGCUUCAGGAUGUCUGCUCUAAGUACGAGUCGCUGGCUCUUCAUCUUAAGAGGAAGAGGAAGGAGGCCGAGUACACACUGCACUUCUGGAAGAGCUUCCCUGGGAAGAUGACAGACUCGCUGCGCAAGCCAUCUCGGCGAUUGGUGUGCGAGAGCAGCAACAAAGCCCUGACUUUGCAGAAUGCUGGUCGCUUCUCUGUCAACUGGUUCAUCCUCUUCAAUGAUGCUCUUGUUCAUGCACAGGGAAUGCUCCCCUCUAAGGGUCUUUUCUCCACUCAUCAUGUCUUCCCUUUGGCCACUCUGUGGGUGGAGCCUAUAUCUGAGGAGAACGCUGGCCUGUAUGGGUUAAAGGUGACCUCACCUGAAGAGAGCUUCAUGCUGCUGGCUUCCUCGCCUUCAGAAAAGGCUAAGUGGCUGCGUGCCAUCAAUCAGACAGUAGAGCAGGCACUGAGUGGAGCAGGGCUGGACACCUCAGGGGCAGUGAUGAGAGCAGACCCGCCAAUCUCCCGGACUGCCUCUUACACCUUCUACAAGGAUAGCAGGCUGAAGGGUGCCACAUAUGAGGGCCGCUGGGUGGUAGGCAAACCCCACGGCAGGGGUGUUUUGAAAUGGCCAGAUGGUAGGAUGUACACUGGAACCUUUAAGAACGGUCUUGAGGACGGAUAUGGCGAUUAUAUUGUUCCUAACAAGACCCUUAACAAAAAUGAUUAUUACCAAGGCCAUUGGAAGGACGGGAAGAUGCACGGCUUUGGGACCUUUAGAUAUGCUACAGGUGAAGUGUAUGAGGGCUCAUUUCAGGAUAACAUGCGUCAUGGCCAUGGCAUGCUGCGGAGUGGCAAACUGAACUCCACUUCUCCCAGCGUUUUCAUUGGCCAGUGGCUGCAUGACAAGAAAACUGGCUAUGGGGUCUUUGAUGACAUUACAAGAGGGGAGAAGUACAUGGGUUUAUGGCAGGAUGAUCAGAGGCAGGGAAACGGCGUUAUUGUCACUCAGUUUGGUCUGUACUAUGAAGGAGCCUUCAGCAACAAUAAGAUGAUGGGGACAGGUGUUUUGCUUUCAGAAGAUGACACUACAUUUGAAGGGGAUUUCUCUGAUGACUGGACUCUGAGUGGAAAGGGCACUUUAACCAUGCCUAAUGGUGAUUACAUUGAGGGUUCCUUCAGUGGAGUGUGGGGCACUGGACUGAAGAUCUCUGGGUCCUACUACAAACCUAACAUCUAUGACUCUGACAAGGAGAAGAGCUGCACACUUAAGCUGGGACGAUUAGCUGUGCCUUCAGAAGAGAAAUGGAAGGCAGUGUUUGAAGAGUGCUGGAGUAGACUCGGCUGUGAUUCACCAGGGCAAGGAGAGACCAGCACAGCCUGGGACAACAUCGCUAUAGCACUGACCAUCAACAGGAGACAGCACAGAGACAGUCCCGAGUUGCUGAGUCGUUCCCAUAACAAAACCCUGGAGAGUUUGGAGUUUAUCCCUCAGCAUGUCGGGCCAGUUACCUUGGAGAAAUACCACAUCAUCCGCCGCUACCUCAUUAAGGCAUGUGACACCCCUCUGCACCCAUUGGGGCGGUUGGUGGAGACACUAGUGGCCGUGUACCGGAUGACGUAUGUGGGUGUUGGAGCAAACCGCAGGUUGCUGCAGCAGGCUGUUAACGAGAUCAAAUCCUACCUCAGCCGCAUCUUUCAGAUUGUCAGGUUCCUCUUUCCUGAUCUUCCUGAGGAAGGCGGCUUGCUGGCUGAGGCUCCAAAUGAAAAGAAAGACUCUGACUCGAAUGGAACCAAAAUAGAGUCUCCAAAACCAGGGCGUGUGGUCAGUAGUUCAGCUCUGCUCCUGCCUGUGUUGCUGCCACGUCUCUUCCCCUCUCUCUUCACACUGUACGCUCUGGAGAAGGAGAAAGAGGACGACGUGUACUGGGAGUGUGUGUUAAGGCUCAACAAACAGCCAGACCUCGCUCUCCUCGCCUUCCUCGGAGUGCAACAGAAAUUUUGGCCUGCGACCAUGACAGUACAUGGAGAGAAGCAGCAGAUUCUCUCUAGCACUAAAGAUGCCUGUUUUGCCUCAGCUGUCGAGACACUACAGCAAAUCAGCACAACAUUCACUCCCUCAGACAAGCUGCAGGUCAUUCAGCUGACUUUUGAGGAGAUAACCCAAGAAGUGCUCUCCUUGCUGAAACAGGACUUCCUUUGGUCCAUGGAUGAUCUGUUUCCUGUGUUCCUCUAUGUGGUGCUGCGUGCUCGCAUAAGGAACUUGGGUUCAGAAGUCAGCUUGAUAGAAGACUUUAUGGACCCAUGUGUGCAGCAUGGAGAGCAUGGUAUAAUGUUUACCACACUAAAGGCUUGCUAUUAUCAGAUUCAGCAUGAGAAGAUCACAUAAGGAACAUCUUUCUGGAAAAUGACUGAGCUGAAUCACCGAAAGACCUACCAGCCAACCAAUAUGCUCAAGCUCAUAUGUAGGACUGGUAACAAGACUUGUAACAAGCCUGUAACUGAACAUCUGAACCUGAUGAUGCAUCUGGAUGAAGGAAAACCCUUUCCUGAAUGUCCUUGCUCUUGCAGCGUGGAUCCUGUUUUAUGUGGUUGAAAAAUGCAGCUAUGCUAAAGCAAUUUUAAAACAAAACCCCUUUUUUCCAUCUUUCCUCAGACAUACUCAGCCUCGCUUUCUCUCCUGCUCGCCAAAAUCAGUUGCUUUCCCUUUUUGAUAUAGUCUGUGAUCCUGCUGUUGUUUUUUUUCUUUGUACUCUUGUGAAUGUAAAAGCUCCAUAGUGUGUGAGCCUGUUGAAGAAGCCACAGAAUGAAGGAAUUUUCUUGAGAAAUGUUCUGGAACAGGGCAACAAAUUUGACUGUAAAAUUCAACAGUGAAUUGAAGGUAAGGUGAAUUUUUUUUUUAAAAGGAUACCAAUUUUUUAGCAGGAUGCCAAUUUUUCAGCCUUGCAAUACAGCAUUCAGCUAAAAGACUGCACUUCUACAUGGAUCUGUAUGCAUCCCAGCGCCCAGAAGGACCAAACUGACCCUGUCUCACUUACAAAAAGCCCACCUGGUUGCACAUCGCUGAAGGCGGAUGCUUCAUAAAUCUAUGAAGGGCAGUUGAGAUGUUGCCCAAUAAACAAGUGACCUCUUCCUCUGAGUCAAGAAUAUGAUUGGUGGGGAGUCAGAAAUCCCUGCUGCUAAUAGCCAAUCAGAUGCAUGGAGUUUUGUCCUGCUUGUUUCCAUGGAAACCUUGUCUGCCAGGAUUUUUAUCACUGCAGAUGUCAUGGGUUUGUGUACUUUUCUUAAUGUGAUGUGAUCUCAGUUUUCUGGGAAUAUGAAGUAAAGUAUUUUGCAUAUUGAAGGUAUCUUACUUGAAAGAACUUCAGAGUUAUGUAACAGUAUGUGCUGUUAUGAGUUUGGUAACUGUACUCAUUGAACACUCAGUCGUUUGUUUUAGGAAAACCAUGAACACAUGCAUUUUUAUCAGUCUGUAUUAAUGGCAACAGAUCAUUGGAUCUUCCCUUGAAUGACGCUAACUUCACAAUAUUACAGUCUGGGGGAAUUCCACUGAUUUGUUUACACUGUAGAGAUGGAAACAAAGUCAGCGUGACAAUGUGAAAUAAUGCACUAUAUAUAAAAACUCAACUCUGAUUUUAGUGGUGGUGACAGGAACCAGGGAAUGUGAUGUCUACAAUGCAAAUAUAGCUAAUUUUGUGUUAAUAAUAGUAAAUUAGUGGUAAAGCAAGUGAAAUAAGUUUUCUUUGAGUUCUGUUUUGCCUUACAAAGCCCCACAUUUUAGGCCAAAACCUUAUCUAUUGAAAAAGAAUGUCUCAGGUAUCAGGAAGUGUAUUAAUAACCACAAUCUGGUUCCUGUCACCAUCAUUUUGAACAAAUCUGACUGUAUAUUUCUUUAGAACGGAGUAUUUCGCAUCACACCACACUGAAUGACUUUGUUUACAUCGUAACCAUGUAAUUAUUUAUGCAUUUUGAAAAAUCAGUCCAAUUCUCAUGUCAAACAUUUUAAAGUAUGUUCUUUUUUUUAUUAUUACCAUGAAAGCUCACUGCUACAACGGCAAAGCUACAAAGGUGCUGUUUUGCAUCAAGGGGUUUUGCUCUAACAGCAGUGAAAAGAUGGUAACAGUGUGUAAAAUCACAAUUAUUUAUGUUCAGCUUUUGUCUUGGGGGUUGAUCAAAGUACGCUCAUGUGACAAAUGUACCUCUGCUCACUGGUGUUUGUUCAGUCACUGCAUUCAGCAAUACCUUUCACAGUAUUUCAGAUCCAGUGUUCUGAUAUCAUGACUUUUGUUUUUAAUGGUUGAAGAUUUUAUUUAUUUGAUGACUGGGUCUGACUGCAAUGAUAAUCUGAGCAGUGUGGAUAAUCUGAGUAAUAAUCCAUCUGAUAGGCACUGUGCUUGAAUGACCUCAGAACCUGAUGGAAUGGACAGUAAAAUGAAUGCUUGUAGAAUGCUAAUAAUCCAGGAUCUGCCCACCAGUGUGUUCAAAUUCAAAGAUAACCAUAUAUUUGUUUUUCUGCAGCAAAAAGGCAGUAGGACACUAGCGUUAAUGCUACUGAGUGCUGACUGAAGUGUUGGAUGAGAUUUCUCAGAUUAACAUUAGGUAAAAUAAUUAAGGUUCAUUAUUUCCCCAACGACUGCAAAUAGCUCCUUUUUAAGUCCUUUUAUUAAAAUGAAAGGGUUAGGUUAUUGUUAAAUACAAGGUUAGGUACACUCCUAACCAGGUUAGCUAGCUAGUUAGCUAUCUUACACACUAGUAGUUAGUAAUUUAUGUAAUUUUUUAACUACAGCAAAUCUUCCCUCAAACAACUUGCUCUAACAAACUUUUACACAGUGGUAAUAUGAGGUACCUCACCAGCAGUUAAGCCAGUAAACUAGAUAGUUUACAUGGUGUACUAGGUAACUGGCUAAUCUCCCACCCAAGCUGAGGGUUUGCUUAUCCUGUGGUUUAGCCUGCAGGGCUGCAGCGAGAUGUCAAGCUCAUACAAAACACCAUUUUUUAGUUCAAGCUUAAAUCUGAUUUUUGUCAGUGUUCUGUAAAACGCAUCUAUUCUCAAAACAUUUGCUGCGAGACAUUUAAUGGAGCAGAGAUAUCAAUUCAUCCUGGGCAUAGACAUAUGGAGAACUUAGCAGUGAGAUUUCAGGGCUUUUGACUGGUCUUUGGUUGAGUGUGUUUGUAUGAGUGGGAGAAACAGGUGUUGAUUGUGGGUUGAUGGACAUCUUGCGACUGUUUACUGCAAUUUCAUGUGAUGUUACAGAAUUAUUUUUUUCUUCAAUGAAGGUUGUAGUUCAUACUUCCAGGUCAGUUUUCAGCUAUUGCUUCUAUUCUUGACUGUUUGAAUGUUGUCUUUUGAAGAAUGAACGUCUGUCCAGCUGGUACCUUCUGUACUAAAUUGUCUGAGUAACUGCAGAGGGCAAUAAAAUGACUGAUGGAAAUUCCUAA